Molecule: messenger RNA, 2670 nt
Organism: Rhizophagus irregularis DAOM 181602=DAOM 197198
Lineage: Eukaryota; Fungi; Glomeromycota; Glomeromycetes; Glomerales; Glomeraceae
Source: RefSeq, a predicted model, not a curated record
AUGAACACAGCUGAUAAUCUAUUUAAUAUUUAUCUAUUUAAGAUUAAUCCUGCACCAUCUAGUCCUGUACCUGUUUUAUUUAUUCCUUUUAAAAAUAAUGAAAAAAAAUGUAAUUAUUGUGGAGUUGAAUACUCCAAGACACUUAAAUUUGAACAAAAAUAUUGUAAAAAUUGUUUAUUUCGUUAUAUUAAAUACAUGGACAACGAUGUAUGUUUGAAUAAGUAUGUAAGUACAAGUAAUACUCAUCAGUGUAUUAAACAUAAAGCAACUAGGAAUAAUUUUUGUGCAACAAACAUUCAAGAAUGGUGUGAACAUUGUUCUGAGAUUUUAUACUUUACACACUUAAUCCCAAAUACUUCAUCAUUAAAUAAUUACUCUAAAUAUUGUUCUGGACGAGGAUAUUAUGCAACAAAACUUGAAUAUAAUAAAUUUAAAUUAGUUGAGUAUGGUCAAGAACAUCAUCAUCAAGUUUAUUCUGAAUGGGUAGAAUCAAUUUUAACUAAAAAGUCCAUUCAAAUUUUAUAUUUAUCAUGGUGGGAUAACUUUGAUAAGUGUGUAGUCUGUUUACAAGAACUAAAAUAUAUUCACCAAGAGUCAGUACCUUAUUACCAAAAAUGGUGCCAAAAAUGGUGUUCAAAUUGCUUUAUAAUUUAUACUGGAUGUAGAUAUUGUUUAAUCACAAAUAUUAUUUUUGGAAUUACAAGUCAAUCUCAAUGUAAAAAUUGUAAAAGAAUAUCAUUUAUUAAUAUUGAUAUUACAAAUAUUAACAGUGAAAAUCGUAUCGUAGAUGAUUUUAUUCUUACUUUUACAAAUAAUAAUACAGAUUCAGAUUCAUUAAAGUUUAUUAGAAAAUUAUAUAGUAAUGUGAUAAAAUGUUUAAUAGAAUGGAUUCCAUAUUCUCAAUUUAAAGAUUUAAGAAAAAUAGGAGAAGGAGGAUUUAGUAUUAUUUAUAAAGCAACUUGGUCGGAUGGUAUAAGGAACACUGACGUUGCUUUAAAAAAAUUAUUUAGUUCACAGAAAAUUGGGAAAAAUUUUCUCAAUGAGAUAAAAUCACUUUCUCAAUGUACCGAAAUAAUUGGUUUUCAUGGUAUUACACAAGAUCCUGUAACAAAAGAAUAUAUAUUGAUAAUGGAAUAUGCAAAUGGCGGAAAUUUACAUAAUUAUUUGCAAAAUAAUUUUAUAAAUAUUACGUGGGAAGAAAAAUUACGUAUUUUAAAGAAAAUAUUAUCCGGACUUAAAUCUAUUCAUAAAAAUAAUUUUAUACAUCGGGAUUUUCAUAGUGGAAAUAUAUUAUUAUCAGACCAAUCUUGGCUAAUUGGAGACUUUGGAUUAUCACAACCUGCAAAUAGUACCUCACCAAAUAAUGAAAUAUAUGGAGUAAUACCUUAUAUUGCACCAGAAAUAUUUAAAGGUGCUGCAUUUUCUCAAAAAUCUGAUGUAUAUAGUUUUGGUAUGAUAAUGUGGGAACUUACAACAGGUUGUAAACCUUUUGCUAAUGUCGAGCAUAAUGUUAAUCUAAUUUAUGAAAUUAUUGAUGGAAAACGACCCGAAAUUACAAAUGAUACCCCUGAAUUGUUUGCUAAUUUAAUGAUAAAAUGUUGGGAUUCUGAUCCUUCAAAAAGACCAACUGCUGAUGAAAUAGAAUGGAAGUUUUUAAAUGAAACUGAAUUUAAAGAAGCAUUUAAACAAGCUAAAGAAAAAAGAUUAGAAUUAAGACAAGAAGCAUGUAAACAAGCUAAAAAAAAAAUAUUAGAAUGUGAACAAGCAUUUAAACAAGCAUUUAAACAAGCACUUGAACAAGCUGAAAAAAAAGGAUUAGAAUUAAUGCAAGAAGCAUUUGAACAAUCUGAAAAAAAUGGAUUAGAAUUAAUUCAAGCACUUGAACAAGUUAAAAAAAUAAGAUUAGAAUUUGAACAAGCUGAAGAACUAAUACAAGAAGCACUUACACCUGAACAAACUAAAAAAAAAAUAUUAGAAUUAAUACAAGCAAUUGAACAAGUUAAAAAAGAAAGUUUAGAAUUAAUACAAGAAGCACAUAAACAAGCUGAAAAAAAAAAAUUAGAAUUAAUACAAUUAAUACAAGAAGUACGUGAACAAGCUGGAAAAAAAAGAUUAGAAUUAAUAAAAGCAGCACAUGAACAAGCUGAAAAAAGCAUAUUAGAAAUAAUACAAGCACAUAAACAAGCUGAAAAAAAAGGUUUAGAAUUAAUACAAGAAGUACAUGAACAAGCUGAAAAAAAAGAAUUAGAAUUAAAACAAGAAGCACUUGAGCAAGCUGAAAAAAAAAGAUUGGAAUUAAUACAAUUAAAGAAACUUGGACCCGAAUUUAGUGAAAAACCUCAUCCAAAAGCAAUUUAUACAAGUAGAGCAUUAAGUUCAUUGAUUUCUAAAUCUUCUAUAGAUUUUUCUUCAAUUAAUUCAGUUAAUAUUAAACAAGAGUAUAUUACAAAAGAAUAUGAACUUGAUAUAAAUAAAGUUCAAAGUUCAUCCACUCAAAAUAUAAAUUCUUCCGUUCAAGUCUCUAAUUUUCAGCAUCAAAAUGUUAGUGGACCUAGUGGACUAUUGAAUAAUUUGAUAUCAACUGUAAUUACAAAUUCUUCAAGAAAGCGAAAUAUUGAAGAAUUAGAGAUUGAAACACAAAAAAGUAAAAAAAAUAGAGAAAGAUAUUAA